Solanum verrucosum is the source of this 1642-nucleotide messenger RNA. RefSeq names its product protein DETOXIFICATION 42-like. Gene Ontology annotation, molecular function: antiporter activity; xenobiotic transmembrane transporter activity. NCBI's taxonomy places the organism in Eukaryota, Viridiplantae, Streptophyta, Magnoliopsida, Solanales, Solanaceae. Gene Ontology annotation, biological process: transmembrane transport. The record is from RefSeq and is a predicted model, not a curated record. The coding region runs from base 44 to 1618 and encodes 524 amino acids. Gene Ontology annotation, cellular component: membrane. The transcript is spliced from 13 exons.
UAUAUUUCUAUAUUGGGAAUUUGCCAUUUUGCAGUUUACAAGUAUGGAAGAAAAAGAUGUUUCAUGUAGAGAGGAUGUUAAAAACCCACUCUCCAUAUUUUUCAGAGAUAUAAGAUCAAUUUUUAAAUUGGAUGAACUUGGACAAGAAAUAGGAAGGAUUGCUCUACCUGCUGCACUAGCUUUAACAGCAGAUCCAAUUGCAUCUCUAGUUGAUACAGCAUUUAUUGGCCAUAUUGGUCCGAUUGAGCAGGCUGCUGUAGGAGUUUCAAUUGCUGUAUUCAAUCAAGCAUCUAAGAUUGCAAUAUUUCCCCUGGUCAGCGUAACAACUUCUUUUGUCGCGGAGGAAGAUGCAAUCACGAAUGCAAACGAAGACCUUCAAGAUGAUAAAUGUAUGGAGAAGAAUGAAGGAGAUGAUGGUGAAGCAUUUGAAACCGAUUCACCAUCAAAGAGUGAAAGCAAAAGCCUGAUACCUAAAAAUGAUUCUACAGAGAGUAUAUGCAAGUCCGAAAAGAUAGUUACGAGCUUUGAAAUAGUGAAAUCUAAGCCUGAAAAGAGACACAUUCCAUCCGCGUCAUCUGCAUUGAUCAUUGGUGCUGCUCUUGGCAUCAUCCAAGCAGUAUUUCUUAUCGUUGGAGCAAAGCCUUUAUUAAAUUUCAUGGGAGUCAAACCUGGCUCAUCUAUGUCGAAACCAGCACAAGAUUACCUAAGAUUGAGGUCACUCGGUGCACCCGCAGUUCUCCUCUCAUUAGCUAUGCAAGGGGUAUUUCGAGGAUUUAAAGACACGAAAACUCCACUAUUUGCUACAGUGGCUGGCGAUUUGGCAAAUAUAAUUCUGGACCCUAUAUUCAUGUUCGUUUUCCAUCUCGGUGUCAGAGGUGCUGCAAUCGCUCAUGUAAUUUCUCAGUACCUAAUUUCAGUUAUACUGUUUUUGAGACUAUUGGAAAAGGUCGAUAUCGUACCUCCUAGUCUCAAGUAUCUUCAAUUCACUCGAUUUCUUACUAAUGGCUUCCUGUUGUUAGUGAGGGUCAUAGCGGCAACAUUCUGCGUAACAUUAGCUGCAUCAUUGGCUGCAAGGUUAGGACCAACACAAAUGGCUGCAUUUCAGGUCUGCUUGCAGAUUUGGCUAGCUACAUCUCUUCUAGCUGACGGAUUAGCUGUCGCUGGCCAGGCGAUACUAGCAAGUGCAUUUGCUCAAAAGGACUUCAAUAGGUGUACUGCAACAGCAUCAAGGGUGUUACAGUUGGGAGUAGUUCUAGGACUGGUACUAGCACUUGUUCUAGGAAUUGGUUUACACUACGGAGCACGAGUAUUUACAAAAGAUGCCAAUGUCCUGAACCUAAUUGGCAUUGGAAUUCCGUUUGUUGCAGCAACUCAACCGAUCAAUUGCCUGGCUUUUGUCUUCGAUGGUGUAAACUUUGGUGCUUCCGACUUUGCAUAUUCUGCAUACUCGAUGCUUACGGUGGCUCUUUUCAGCAUUAUAUUCCUUCUCAUUCUUUCAUCAGGUUAUGGAUAUAUCGGAAUUUGGGUAGCUCUAACCAUCUAUAUGAGCUUAAGAGCUUUAGCUGGCUUCGGAAGGAUAGGCACUGGGACAGGCCCUUGGAAGUUCCUCCGGAGCUGAAGAUAGUUAACAUAGAUAUAUCUA